AUGAAAGACGAUAUUUCUGAACCGGAACCAGGAUGGAGCUCGCCUGGAAUGCGGGUAUGUUCAGUGUGCGAGGCUCCGUCGAAUGGAUAUCAUUUCAAUGCUCCAUCAUGUAGUGCAUGUGCCGCAUUCUUUAGAAGAACAGUUACAUUGGAUCGACAGUUUGCAUGUCCUUACACUAAUGGAUGUCUAGUCAAUUUCACAAUGCGAGUGAUUUGUCGAGCGUGUCGAUAUUCAAAAUGCAUAAAAGCUGGAAUGGAUAGGAAAGCGGUUCAGCCUCGUCGCGAUCGAAAUGUGCCGAGACGUCGAGCUCCGUAUGCACAACCGCCACGGCCAAGAACGAUUUCCCAAGAACAAAGCUCAGAGCCACCUGAGCAAUCAACAUUCGAAUUCGAUCCACCACAAUCUGUAUUCGAUUUCCCGACAAACUUUACACACUGGAGCUCACCAGUGAAUACCCUAUCACUACCACAAAUGCUUGAAGAUCCUAUGAAAGAACUACUUCGACUCGAGCGGUUAUACAAUGAGAGACGAAAAUUACUCUAUUGCGCUCGGUCGUCGAUCUCGAAAUUGCUUUCCACUUGCGAGAUUGACGAUAUUCCGUACAGUGAAGAUGAAUUGGAGGUGCUCACGUAUGCUUCAAUCCAGAAAGAUAUUCGACCGCAGAUUCUUCUCACUUAUGAAUGGAUUCGUGCCUGGAAACAUACACAACUCAUGAAUCUUUCCGAUAAGAAAAUGUUUCUAAGAAGAUGUAUUUUGUAUCAUACGAUUCUCGAUCCAGCCUAUCUUACUUUUCGACUUGGUAGACCCGACAAAUUUGUGAUGUUUAAUGGUUUAUUCGUUGGGAUUGAACGCGAUUCAACAGAAGGAUGGGCUGACGAGGCGGGCAUCAUUUCCUCAUCACUUAAACAAGAACUUUAUCGUCCGUUGAUGGAGAGAGUGGUGAAUGAGUUGGUGGAACCGAUGAGACAAAUCGGUCUCACCUAUCACGAAUACGUUGUUCUCAAAGGGCUCAUCUCAUUUAAAGGAUCAGGGGUUCAUGAACUUGAGCCGGGGAUUAAAGAAUUGAUGAAGAAACAAGUCGACGCGAUUCUUUUCAGUCUCAACGAUCACUAUAAACAAUUAGGCUAUUCUUCGCAUCAAAUCGCUGAACGCACUGGGAACAUCGUGCUUUUAAUGAGCGCCGUUUUUGCAGUGAGCAUGGAGUGUCUUGAAAGUCAUCAGAAAAUUCAAUUCUUUGAUCUUUGGGAACUCGACGAUCUCGUACUACAGUUGCUCUCUAGAAGAUCCACUCGAAAGACCACUCCAUCAUCACCGAACACAAUUAGUGUUUCAUCAACAUCGUCUUUAACAUCAACUGCAUCCACCUCAAAAUCGAGUUGUUCUUUGUCACCAAAUUCACAUCUUGGAGAGCAACUUGAUGAAGAAACAGGAAACGAUUUCUCUCCCGGUGGGCCAUUGAUGAACAACAAUCCAUUAUUGUCGUCAGCAAUGGAGAAUUCCCCACUUGCUCUUUCUUCUCUUCCGUUUUCCUCUCCACCUUCAAACAUUUCCAUUGCUUUCUCACCAGUUUCCCUAUCAACGUUGUCUACUUCA
Messenger RNA from Mesorhabditis belari, 1593 nucleotides. Lineage: Eukaryota; Metazoa; Nematoda; Chromadorea; Rhabditida; Rhabditidae. The record is from the annotation of a GenBank genome assembly.